UUUAUUCUUUGGAAGAUUUAUUUCUGGGUGCGUUAUGACAUGAACUCCAAUUUUAGAACAAACAUAUCUCGAAGUAGAAUUAUGGUUCAAGUACAUCCUCGAUGGUGGGUGGCCCUCAAACCUUUGCCAAAUUUUUGCUGUUUACCGAAGAAUGCAAUUGAACGGGCCAGCAGAACGUAGCAGGCACCCUUGAGGUAUGAAAAAGAACAUUCUGGCAAACGAUCAGCAGGAGAUGACGGAAUUAUGGAUGGGAGGACGGAGCACAAAUUUUAUUCCGUCCUACUAACAUUCAUUCCGCUAUUUACAGGGCACGGGGCUUAACCCCAUCCUGGGAUUACGAUUUCAAAAAGGCAACUUCAUAACACAAUUUUUCUUCCUCGUUCUUCAUCAUUUUCAAGUCUGGCGUUUCUACACCGGGCGUCUUUGCCAUAAUGGAUACCAGAAGAGUAUCCUUCCAUCAAAAGUCUCUCACCAGCAAAAUCCUGGACGGCAGACGAGACGACAGCAUCGACAACUUAGCUCAAGUCCCCAGGAGGAAGCCCAAACCUCCUCUGGAGCGUCAGUUUUCUUGUCAAUCGAGGUCUUCCUUGAGGAGAGCCUCAGUCAUCGGCAACCGUAAGGGCAGUGCUUCUAUUAGGAAAUUAUCAACUUAUACGAUAGCAUCCCGGGGAAACUGGGGAUCUAAAUGGGAAUUUCUGCUUUCCUGUGUUGGGUUGUCUGUUGGUAUAGGAAAUGUAUGGAGGUUUCCUUAUCUGGCUUAUGAGCAUGGUGGAGGAGCAUUUCUCAUCCCGUACCUUCUUAUGCUAUUACUGGCUGGAAAACCUUUAUAUUUCAUGGAGCUAGCGUUUGGUCAAUUUGCGGGUUUAGGACCACUUGCUAUUUGGAAUUGCCUUCCUAUAGCGAAAGGUAUAGGUUACGCAAUGGUAACCAUUUCCUUAGUGAUCUGCAUAUAUUACAAUGUAAUCGUAUGCUACACAGUGUUCUACAUAGCAUCUACUUUCCAGACAACGGUUCCUUGGGCCAGUUGUCCAUCUUAUCCAGAAAACACCACAAAGUGCCAUGUCAGAACUGAAGGAGAUAAUAUGUCACAUGUAGGUUCCAAGUUAUCAAGUGAAAUCUAUUGGGAAAACUAUGUGCUUAAUUUAUCAGAAGGUAUCGAAGAUCCAGGUGGAAUAAAAUGGGACCUCAGCCUUUGUUUACUUUUCAGCUGGAUUGUUGUUAUUGCUUGUCUCCUACAAGGGAUAAAAACAUCCGGAAAGGUUGUAUAUUUUGCAGCUACAUUUCCAUAUAUUGUACUUAUAAUUUUAUUAAUCACCGGCCUUUUACAAGAAGGAGCUGUAAAUGGAAUUCUGUAUUUCAUUUCUCCUAAUUGGAAAAAGCUUCUAGACAUAAAGGUUUGGCAAGCAGCUGCUGGGCAGAUGUUCUUUUCACUUGGAGUCUCGAUGGGAGCACUUAUUAUGUACAGUAGCUAUAAUGAUUUUAGGAACAAUAUUUUUCGAGAUGCUAUGGUGGUCAGUGUUCUAGAUACAGUGACCAGUAUCAUAUCUGGUAUGGUUAUCUUCUCAGUUUUAGGAGCGAUGGCACAUGAUUUAGGACCUGGAACGAGUGUAGAAGAUGUCGUAGCUUCUGGCCCGGGAUUAGCAUUCAUGGCAUAUCCUGAGGCAUUAAGCAGAUUACCAAUGCCUCAGCUGUGGUCCAUCCUUUUCUUCUUCAUGCUCUUCAUUCUGGGAUUAGACAGCGAGUUUGCUUUAAUGGAGAAUGUACUGACGAGUUUUUGCGAUGAAUAUCCUCAUUUACGGAAUCAUAAAUCUAAACUAUGUAUCAUGCUCGGCAUCAUGUGCUUCCUAUUAGGCCUUCCCUGUACAACCAGAGGAGGACAGUAUAUUUUAGAGAUGAUGGACAAAUAUGGCGGAGGUACUGCGGUUGUAUGCGUUGCUGUGAUCGAAAGCAUGGCGAUUGCAUGGAUGUAUGGUGUUACUCGAUUCUGCGAGGAUAUAAAGUUCAUGCUUGGGAAGAAACCGGGCAUCUACUGGAGAAUUACAUGGAAAAUAACUGCUCCUGCAAUUUUGACCUUUGUUUUCGUGUAUUCCUUGGUGGAACAUGAAACUUUGAAAUAUGGCAGCUACGAUUUCCCAGACUGGGCAGAUGCUGUAGGAUGGGGAUUGGCAUCUCUCUCAAUGCUUCAGAUACCUUUUUGGGCUGUACUUGCAGUUUGGAAUCAACGUGGCACAACACUCAAAGAGAAAUUCAAACUUGCCAUCAAGCCCAAUGAAGAAUGGGGCCCGAGUGAUGAGCUCAUAAGAGAUUUCUACAAAGCACAAAUGGACAAUACCGCUCCAAGCAGUGAAAGCACUUCGGUUCGAUAUCUAGCCAGAAAUAGCAAUGAAUCGGGUAUUUUAGAAUAUCUGUGAGCAUCCUUAUCAGUCUGGUAUCAUCUGUUUCAGAAGAUGCAUCAGGAAAGAAGUAAAUCCAUUAGGUAUUUGUGCAUUGUGUGUCAAUAAAAUAAUGCGAUGGUUCUACUUUCUGAAAUGGUUUUGAAAGUGAUAUAUCGAAAUCCCUUUUAUUUUAAAGUUCCAUUAAUAUUUUUAAUGGCUAAAGAUAGCAAAUAGGAAGAAGUAUUUUUAUCUCUUAUAGCUGAUGUGCCAAAUAUUGAUCGGAUUAAAAUAUUUUCGCAUCCAUUAUUUUUAAUAUAAAAAUAUUUUUGCAAAAAACGUUAUAAUUUACAAAAUUAUUAAAUCGUCUGAAGUGUUUUUUUAAAAUUAAAAUGCGAAUAUGAAUUGGAUCAGACGAUUUUUAUAAACUGCCGAGAACUAAUUUUUUUUCAAAUGUCGUGCCGGUCUAUUGACAUAUUUAUUAAAAUGUGAAAAAAUUAAUAAGAAUCAAUUUAUAAAUUUGACCGCAAAUGGAACUGAUAUCAUUACAGUGAUAAAAGUUUGAAUUUUAAGGUAAUAAAAAGUAUUUCUUGUGAAAUGAAUUUCACCGAAAUUAUAAAUAAACAAAAACUUCUGUUUAUUUUGCUUAGCUUAAUUUUAAUUAAAUAUUGAUUAAAUUUUUAACUUUCAAAAGUAGAUAGUAUUUUUACUAUUAUCUUAAAAAGUCAGUGUAUGAGGUUUAAAGCUGCUAAUAACUAAUUUUUAAGAAGAGAUGUGGAACAUAAUAAAUCCAAUGUUUUUUUAUUUAUAUCAAAAUUUCUUUAACAGUCAUUUCAAAAUCAUUAUUGUAGAAAAUGAAAUUUUCUCUUUAAAUUGGAAGAUCAUCAUUUAAUCAUUUAAUCAUAAUUAAUCAUGAAAAUUUCUCUGAGAUAGGCAUAUUUAAUUAUUAAAGCGCGUAAUGAAUUAUCAUAUACUUUUCAUGCAUAAAAGUUGAAACAAAAAAAAAUAUGUAUCAGUUAUUCAUGAGAAAAUUUAGCAAAAUAAGUAUAAUAUUCAAUACACCAUAUUAUCAAAGUUGGAGAAUCUAGCCUCUGAUAAUGUUAUUCUCUUCUGAGAAAUAACAAUAAAAUUGGAUAUGCCUUAUUUUAUUAUUUAUUAUACAAACUUCAUUAUCUGAAGAAUUUUCUGCUCUCAGAACGUUUCGGCAAAUAAAGCAAUAAACGCGCCUUGGAACGAAAUUUGAAGAAUGGAGAAAUCCAGCAAUGUAUUUUUUAUAAUUUUUAAUUACUUACAUUUCUUGAAUGUCACAUUACUUAAUUGACGCACAGUACAUCAUUUCAGCAAUUUAUGGGUUUUAUAUAUAGGAUUUUGAGGAUAAGAAUUGAAAUCAUUUUGUACUCAUAAUGAAAAUGAUGUUUUUGCACUCAAAUGAAAUUUCUUAUUUUGUUGUGCAAAUAUGUAAGAUGAGAUGAGCGGAAAUGCAAAUAAAAUUACACAUAUUUUCAGUGAUAA
Molecule: messenger RNA, 3884 nt
Organism: Argiope bruennichi
Lineage: Eukaryota; Metazoa; Arthropoda; Arachnida; Araneae; Araneidae
Product: sodium- and chloride-dependent glycine transporter 2-like
Exons: 15
Coding region: 432-2411 (659 amino acids)
Biological process (GO): sodium ion transmembrane transport
Cellular component (GO): membrane
Molecular function (GO): glycine transmembrane transporter activity
Source: RefSeq, a predicted model, not a curated record